UCCCGUCCGGCCCCGCCCCCGCCCGGCGUCGGGCCGUCGGACGGGCGGGAAGGGGCGGCCGCUCGGGGAGGAUGGCGGUGGCGGCGGCGGUGGGAGUGGGCGCUGGCGCCGGGGGCCCAGGAGCCGCGGGCGGCAGCGGCGGGGCGCGCGAGGGCGCGCGGGUGGCGGCGCUGUGCCUGCUGUGGUACGCGCUGAGCGCGGGCGGCAAUGUGGUCAACAAGGUGAUCCUGAGCGCCUUCCCGUUCCCCGUGACCGUGUCGCUGUGCCACAUCCUGGCGUUGUGCGCGGGGCUCCCGCCUCUGCUCCGCGCCUGGCGCGUGCCCCCGGCGCCGCCAGUCUCGGGCCCUGGGCCCGGUCCGCAUCAGUCGCCGGGCCCGCUCCUGCCGCCGCGCUUCUACCCGCGUUACGUGCUGCCGCUCGCCUUCGGCAAGUACUUCGCGUCAGUGUCCGCGCACGUCAGCAUCUGGAAGGUGCCCGUGUCCUACGCGCACACCGUCAAGGCCACCAUGCCCAUCUGGGUGGUUCUCCUGUCCCGGAUCAUCAUGAAGGAGAAACAGAGCACCAAGGUGUACCUGUCACUCAUCCCCAUCAUCAGCGGCGUCCUGCUGGCCACUGUGACAGAGCUGUCCUUCGACAUGUGGGGGCUUGUCAGUGCCCUUGCUGCCACACUGUGCUUCUCGCUUCAGAAUAUUUUCUCCAAAAAGGUAUUAAGAGAUUCAAGGAUCCACCAUCUCCGGCUGCUGAACAUCUUGGGCUGCCAUGCCAUCUUUUUUAUGAUCCCCACGUGGGUCCUGGUGGACCUCUCGGCUUUCCUGGUCAGCAGCGACCUGACCUAUGUGUCCCAGUGGCCUUGGACGCUUCUGCUCCUGGCUGUCAGCGGCUUCUGUAACUUUGCCCAGAACGUCAUUGCCUUCAGCAUCCUCAACCUCAUCAGCCCUCUGAGCUACUCGGUCGCCAACGCCACCAAGAGAAUCAUGGUCAUCACGGUGUCCCUGAUCAUGCUGCGAAACCCAGUCACCAGCACCAACGUCCUGGGCAUGAUGACGGCCAUCCUGGGAGUCUUUCUGUACAACAAGACCAAGUAUGACGCGAAUCAGCAAGCCCGGAAGCACCUCCUCCCCGUCACGACGGGGGACCUGAGCAGUAAGGAGCAUCAUCGGAGCGCCCUGGAGAAGCCCCACAACGGCAUUCUCUUCCCCCAGCACGGGGACUAUCAGUACGGCCGCAACAACAUCUUGACAGAUCACUUCCAGUACAGCCGGCAGAGCUACCCAAACUCGUACACUUUGAACCGUUACGACGUGUAGAGUCUAGCGACCAGGGCAGGACGUUCUGCCAAUCCUCCCUCCUACCCCCCAGCAGUACCAGAAACUUCUGACAACCAGUGAAUGUACAACCCGGCCGAGGGGGGACGGUGCAGAACCAUCAGAAGACCCUGGGGUUCCCGGCCCCCUGGGGGCAGCAGGACGCCGUCCCUGCAGUGGGGACCACUGCCCCCGAGCUCCGGUGUUUCAUGCCCUUUCUUCCUGGAGUCUGUCUUCUGAGGGCUGCGUCGCCAUGUGGAAAUCUCGGCCGGCUUUUACCUUUCUGUGUGGACUUACUCCCCAAGUCAUGUUUUUCAGAGGUCUUGUUCUGUUUUCCAGAUAACAGCCAGGACCCUCUCUGGAAAGGACACAGACCUCGGAGUGGGCAAGAGGUGGUUUGCAGGGAGGGUGGCAAGGAAAGGACCCUAGGGUGGUGCUUGGUGACAGACUAGCCGCUUUAAUUCCACUGCUCAGGUAGGCGUAGGACUGGUGCAGCCAUGGAGCAGAGGAGUGUAACGGUUAUUGAAAACAUCUCCAGCCCCAAAGAUGGACUCAGCUUUCUGGUCAGCCCCAUGGCUGUUUGCAGUUCUGGCAAACGUUCCCCAGUGCAAAGCUAUUGUAAUUAGCAUUGAAUUCUUAGAGCCUAAUUCUGACCCAAAAGUCGGAGGUGGCGUGUGCCCAGAUCCAGAGGGAAAGAGGGCCGCUGUCUCCUGGGCUCUCUCUUCCCUUGCUGGAGCGGGGCAUCUCUCCUCUCGGAGCAGCAAGGAGGAGGGGACGCAGGGCUGUGAGAAGGAUCGUGAGGAAAUCAUGUUCGGUGUUUCAAUCUCUAUUUCUAUAAUAUUUGUUUUGUCUUUUGAGCCUUCACUUCUGUGCUGACUUAGUAGGAUGUUUGGUGGGGUGAUGUUGGCUUUAUGAGGAUCUUGCAUUUUUCUAGGGCAAAUUUUGUAGCUGUCUGUGUUUUUAUGCCCCCAUCCCCCUUAGGGGACGCAGGAUGGAUGAGGAUCGGCUCAUGGUUGGAAAACCCUUUUGUUUUUAAGCAUUUAAAAACAAGAAAAGUUGCUGGCCAUGCCUGUCUCGGCACAUUUCUGCGUUUAGUAGGAAGGAAUGAAGUGUUUUGAAAAGCUGGUCACUAGCUUUUCUAGUGACCAGUCCCUGAAAGUGAGAUGAAUCAAGAAUGUCAUCUCGAUAGUUUGUGUCAUAGAUGAGAGCUCAGUGCUCUUAUUUCCAUUAGCUGUUCUUGUGGUGUUUGCAUUAGUAUCUGAAUCAUGUCCCAGUGAAGGGGCAAGCACCAAGCUAGGAUUUGGUUUGCCAGAUCAGUCUUUGGUCAAGAAAAAGUUUGGGUUUUGGCAAAAUCAUUCCAGGAAAAUUAUGUGACCCUAGUGGGUAACCCAUGUGCUGAGGUCCAGGUCAGGACACCUGGCAUCACGAGAGACUGUGCCCUCGGAAAGGACCACUUGCUUGGCUGCUAGGGUCUUCGCUGAUGGCCGCCUCCUUCCUUCAGCCCUGUCCCCAGCCUCUUGAACAGGCACUUGGCUUGAUCAGCAGAUGGGAUAUCGGGUCACCCUUUACCUCCUGGCAUGUGAGACGGUUCUGUUUCACCAGGAAGUACCGCUCCACUCCUGUUUUUGAUCAUUAGAAUUCUGUAUUUAGAGGUUACAUUUUUGUCAGCUUAUGAAUGGGCAGCUCCUGGAGAGGUCACAGGGUCCCCUUGUGGCCUGUGAGUUCAGUACCACUGGCCUAAGGAGUCCCUGUUUGUCAUUGUCUUGCUUUUGAAUUACUUUGGCCACAAGUUCUGAGACAAUGCUGUGUAAAACAGGAAGGGGCCGUUCUGAAGGGUGUUAUUUGUGAAAACAACUUGCUGAGUGCCUUCACCAGAGGCAGUAGAGUCUGCAGUUGAACCACAAUAAAUGGGGAUAAUUUUGCACGGCAUAGACAUUACGGUAGUUGUCUUUAUGAUAGGAGCUGAUUCCUUGAACGUAUAAUUGAACUCCAAAAUGAAUUAUGCCUCUGUGCAGGUUUAAUGAAAUUUCUGAGGUUGCUGAAAUGUGUAUAUUUGUUUUCCUUUUCCAGUGCAAGAUCUGCUGGUGAGGGGAAAUAUCUGACUGGUUUUAUUACGGUUUAUACAUGAAUAAAUGGGAUAUUUAGUUCUGUACAUAAAAAUCUACAGUGAGUACAUACACUGGAAUGAGAGACAAUCAUAUUAGACCAAAUCAUCAGAUCAAAAGACGAAGACAUACUUUUGAGACUUGAAAGUUCAAAGCUGACACUGACCCCUUUAAGGCCAGUUUUCCAGCCACUUGCUGCCCUGGCUCAACCCUCCACCCCACUCUCACAUCCACAUUUGCAGCUGGGUUCCCCUCACCUCCUCACUGCUGGGUAUUGUGACAGCUAGUUCACCCAUCCAUGGUAUGGUCUGCAAAACUAACUCAAACCCAACUCCUUCGUUUUACAGAAGGGGAAACUGAGGCUCAGAGGGCAUUUUUAAAUAGUGUUUGUUCACUAUCUUGAGACUCAGUGUGGAAUUUUUAAGCACCUUAUUUUAAUUCAUUCAUUAUUGGGAAAAUCAAACCCCUGUUACAAAGGAGAGAAGCCAAAUAGGUUCAAAUGAAGAAGCACUUGGAAUUUCUGGAUUUUACUGUGUAUUUGGCAUACAUCAUGCAACAGGCCCUCUGUUAUCACUGGGACAUAACGAGACCUGGAUACCUUAAGGUCUAACAGCCUUAAGGGCAUAGAACAUUAAAUUAUUGAAGAAUCUGAACAUUGUGAAUUCUUUUUUUCAAUUGUCACCUUGUUUUCAGGACCUUUCAUGCUAUAGACUGUUCUGUGGGAAUGAUACUGUGUAUAUUCAUGGAUGGCAUUUACCAAAAAUAAAUGGUGGUCUCCAGGGAA
Messenger RNA from Balaenoptera acutorostrata (minke whale), 4193 nucleotides. It is a transcript of the gene SLC35E1, whose product is annotated as solute carrier family 35 member E1. The record is from RefSeq and is a predicted model, not a curated record. The coding region runs from base 72 to 1307 and encodes 411 amino acids. Lineage: Eukaryota; Metazoa; Chordata; Mammalia; Artiodactyla; Balaenopteridae. Gene Ontology annotation, cellular component: Golgi apparatus. The transcript is spliced from 6 exons. Gene Ontology annotation, molecular function: antiporter activity.